Molecule: messenger RNA, 2250 nt
Organism: Chilo suppressalis (striped riceborer)
Lineage: Eukaryota; Metazoa; Arthropoda; Insecta; Lepidoptera; Crambidae
Source: the annotation of a GenBank genome assembly
AUGAGGUGCUGCGUCCCUGGAUGUAAAAAUGACUCAAGAUACAGCUCCAAGUCCCAAGGAAUCACAUUUCAUGUAUUUCCCAAUGAGCCUUCUUUGAGGGCGAUUUGGUUAGAAGCUCUUGGUAAGAAAGAGACUUGGGAGCCCAAAGGGAGAAGUAGUGUGUGCUCUGAGCAUUUUCUCUCUAGUGAUAUGUCCGUAACUAGGCAUGGACUGCGUAAAAUACGGUCUGGUGCUGUGCCUAUAAUAUUACAGGAUACAAGCAACUGUGAAUAUUGGGAGACAGCUGCUUCAAAAGUGUGCCGAAUAUGUUUAGUGAUGGCCAAAAAACUAUUCCCAAUCAAGACACAUACAUUUGAAACAGCAUAUGAACAUUUGACUGGACAGUCGAUAUCGGCAGAAACCCGAUUACCUCAACAAUUAUGUGCAGAAUGUACCCAGAGGUUGCAAAACUGCAAUAACUUUCGUAUCAAAAGUUUGAGAGCCAACACUCUCAUGAUGGGGUUACUUAAGAAACACGACCAUUUAACCAUCAAAAACAUACAGUCAAUAAACCGCGAGAAUAACCAGCUCUCAUCAAAUCUUACCACAAGCACUAGAAUCGAUCACUUUGACUUACUUAUAAUAGAAGACAAUCAAUCAGAAGCAGAUUAUCUAGAAAAUGACCAGUUAAACGAAGAUUUUAAAAGCGAGGAACAAUUGCUUAAAGAAGAUUUUUCUAUACCAGCCCCAGACGUAGUCACAGAUAAUAACGAAGAAAGCGACUACGAUCCGGCUCCCGAAGAAGAAAAUUCCAACCACGAAGAUUUCGAUAAUACUAAAGAUCUAGAUUAUUCUUCAGAUGACAGGCUUCCAUUAGAAGUGACUGAAUUGAAAAGUCGUGGUGGCGGCAAGACGAAGAAAGCCUGCGUAAGAAAGAGAAAAAAUACUGAGAUAAUUAUACCGGACACACCCAAAGUAGACAGGCGAAGGAAACCUUUCCUGAACGACGAUUUGAAUGAAACUUUGUUCACUAUAACCGAUUUGACUGUCGAAGAACAGAUUGCUGAUAUAGAGAAGAGACGGGACAGUUUUAACUUUAAGAAUAGCAUAUAUAAAUGUUUGGAGUGUUAUAAAGGAUUUCUGGAUAAGGACGCUUAUAAUUCGCACAUGUCCAGGCACACUACAGAAUGCGGUGACCACCGUUGCAACAUAUGCAAGACCCACUUCAAACAUCCCAACGCACUCCGUAAGCACAUAACGGCUCAUCAUACAAAAAGAUUCAGUUGUAACCAAUGUCUGUAUGUCACAACAUCUAGACUAUCUGCGAGGUUACACGUGAGAUGGCAUAAAGGAAUAAAAUAUAAAUGUCCUCAUUGCACCGAUGAAUUUCUCAAACUCACAACAUAUCUGGGUCAUAUUAGAAUAAAACACCCUUCAGAUUUCGUUUGUCAACUCUGCGGGUAUUCUUUCGUGAGUGAAAAGGGGAUAAUGUUACACAAAAACCUUAAACAUCGACAGGAAAAUACCACGAUACCCGAAGAUGGGCCAUUAUGUGAACUGUGUAACUUAAGGUUCAUAAACACUGAAGCUUUAAAACGUCAUACAAGCGUCUCCGCUCGCCAUCAAACCACAGACAAACAGGACAGAGAGCCGAAUACUCCGAAGCAGAGGAAACGAGAGAUAAGAAGAACGAGGAUAGGAGCGUCUAUACCUUGUGAACAAUGCGGCGUGCAACUACAAGAUUACACAGCAUACCACAGCCACUUUAGACGAAUGCACCCGGACAAGAACCGAACCAAGUUCCCUUCGAUAAGGACGCCUCUCAUGUGCGAAGUGUGCGGUAGAAUGUUCCAGAAUCAAACCCUCCUCGAAGACCACCGCUGGGUACACACGGACGAACGUCCAUUCUCCUGUGAAUCUUGUGACAAAUGUUUCCGGACGAAAAACCGUCUAGUGGCCCACAGACUGAUACAUAGCGACCAAAAACCCACCUACCCGUGCGUGCUAUGCGGGAAACAUUUUAGCACGCGCAGCAACAGGCACAGGCAUAUGUUCAUCCACACCGGACAGAAACCGUUCAAGUGUGAAAUGUGCGGUAAAGGGUUUAAGAACGCGAGCGAGAAGCGAACGCAUAUCUCCUACGUGCAUCUGAAGAAGCCCUGGCCAAAGCGGAAUAGGGGGAAACGAAGAACUGAUGGGAGACAAGAAGCCACCGUGGAUGACGAAGAGGUAGAAUUUGAAGACGAAGAAGAAAUCGACAACAGCAACUAG